AUGAUUCUAAACCUCAUGAUGAAGAACAAAUCGAUAACUGUUGGAUUUCUGUAUGAACUGAAUCAUACAUACAUCCAACGUAAUGAUCAUAAACAUAUUAAUCUGGAGGAUUUGAAUCCAUAUUUGAUGCAGAUCAAUAACUUCCUCUGUGGUGGAUUAGCCCUAGGAUUGAGCUGCUCUCAUAUGCACGCAGACAUAACAUCUGCUGCACUCUUCAUCAAGUCAUGGUCUGAUAUCCAUGGCGGCCUUCCCCUGUCUCACCCCCCAAUCUACCAUCUCCCCCCACCCCCAACCUCCACCCCCACCCCUACCACCCCUGCCUUCCACCUAUCCCCUGUUUCGACCACGCCGUCGAAAAUGUCCUCCCUCACGAUGAGGUUCUCCGGUCAGGCAAUCGACCGGUGCCUAUCGGAGGUGCAAGUCCACUACCCAAGCGUCGAGUCGCCAUUCGAGGUCUUGGCAGCUCUUUUCUGGUCGCGCGUUGCGCGGUUGCAGGAGCGCCUAACCUCGACGUUGCCGUCGCCGCGCACGCUCUCAAUCUGCCUCGACAUGAGGAGUUGGGGCGGCAGCGGUGUCCCCUGUGCGUACUUCGGAAACGCUCUCCAUUUCUCGAACUUGAAUAUUACCGAUGAUUGUCUGCUGAACGGCGGGAUAGGCGCGGUGUCGGAUGAAAUCCGCCGGCACGUCGAGGGGGUGAAGAAGGGCGAUGACGUCUGGUCGGCCAUGCAGUGGCUGGAAGACAGCCACGGCAAGGAGGUGCGCGAGGGGCGGCCGUUUAGGAUCUACGCCCCUCGGCUGACGUGCAUUAGCGCGGAAAAUACGGCGGUGGAUGUGAAGGGCGGGAAGGGGAUGAUGAUGUACACGGCCGUGUUUAAUAAGAACGGGAUGGACACGGCGGCUCAUGUGAGCUGCCGUGUCGGGAAUGUGGAGGGGGAGGGGACGAUCGUCGUGAUGCCGUUGCCGGAGGGCGGCAGAGGGCGGACGGUGACGGUGGCGCUGCCGGAGGAGAUGAUCGGAGAACUGUCUAAGGAUCCGGUGAUUAUGGAGUUGGAGCCAAAGAUGGUGAUGAGUGGUGGGAUCAAGAAUUGA
Molecule: messenger RNA, 1089 nt
Organism: Andrographis paniculata
Lineage: Eukaryota; Viridiplantae; Streptophyta; Magnoliopsida; Lamiales; Acanthaceae
Product: hydroxycinnamoyltransferase
Exons: 1
Coding region: 1-1089 (362 amino acids)
Molecular function (GO): acyltransferase activity, transferring groups other than amino-acyl groups
Source: RefSeq, a predicted model, not a curated record